Lottia gigantea (owl limpet) is the source of this 1625-nucleotide messenger RNA. RefSeq lists its product as hypothetical. The record is from RefSeq and is a predicted model, not a curated record. Lineage: Eukaryota; Metazoa; Mollusca; Gastropoda; Lottiidae. Bases 292 to 1317 code for a protein of 341 amino acids. Gene Ontology annotation, biological process: carbohydrate metabolic process. The transcript is spliced from 3 exons.
AACACUCUUAAAUGGUAUACAUGUAUAGUGAUAAAUUACAAGAAAUCAGACGUUGUUGAGUUGAUGUUAGUAAAGGAAUUAAGAGAGUAUUUGAGGGUAGAUUAGCAGACUUGGUAAACACUUUCGGUUAAACCUGUAGGCUUCUGGGGUAUAGGCUACAAGAAAGGUCAGUUGUAUGCCUCAUAAAUUGCGAAAUUAUCACCCAUCAAAGUGUAAACUUACUACAGUCACGUCUGGAUUACUGAGAGUUCCAAGUCUGCAAUAAUCUUGGAGGAUUUAACAUCAUUCAAGAUGAAUUGGGUGGAAUUAAUGGAAGCAAGUGAUAAUGGUGUCGCUUUCCUAAUAUCUAAACUGGAUAAAAAUGGACAUUUUACGUUACCAGAGGCUAAAAGUGACAUGGGAACUCAUUACAAGCUUCCAAUGUUAUUUCUCCUUACUGGUCAUGGAAAAUUAGCCAAUCAAGUGUUGGAUGACAUCAAGGCACGGUUCAUGAUUGACAACGGUGACUUCGUAACCUUCAAGGAGCCCGAUGGGAAAGAUUGGAAAACUGCGAAUGGGGCUUUGGCUCAUUUCUGGUCCUACAUGAACGGUUGGGUAGCGAUAGCUGCUCAGAGAAUCGGCCGAUUUGAUAUCGCUUAUCCUGCCUACAAGUAUUUGAACACUUUCUACAAUCCAGUGCUAAAGAGUGUGAACUGCUCGGAACCAUUCUCUGUGGACACUCCAGGACAGGAAAUCGAGAUUCUAAUGUGUUCUCAUCUUGGUAUUGCUGCUCUUUACUUUGGAAAUUUGGAACUGGCGGAAACUUUGGGAAAUUCGAUCGACACUUUCAUACAGCGACAACCAGACAUAAAAUUGGAAUUCCUUUGCAGGAUGUCAAGUGCCAACAAGGACUUUGUAAAGGAAGGACCAGAGGAGUUACGCCCCUUUUACAGUGUAAAAACGAACGAUCCAAAUCAGCUGUAUUUCUUGCUCGGAUAUCCAGUUAUCUUUUUAUUUAAACUUUACCAAGCAACUGGGUGUCGACAACAUUUGGACAAUUGUUGCAAAAUUUUAGACUUUUUGCAUGAUUGCGAUGAAAGCAUUUACAGUUUUCACUUCAGUCACAAGGUUUCUUAUGCUGCUGCACUUGUUUAUAAAGCAACUAGUAACAAAAAGUAUCUCAAGAUGUGUCAAAAAAUCGUUAAAUAUUUGAUUAGCAUUCAGAGUCCAGAUGGCGAUUUUCUGUCCACAGAAGCAGUUUUGGACAAUUAUGACCAAACAGCUGAAAUAGCUCUAUGGCUGAGGGAAAUUGCUGUUGAACUACGAGGAAUGGAUUAGCCUAUAUUCACUGACUGUGUGCCAACUGAGGCACCAUAUCCUACUCCCUACUACAGGGGGUCGUAGUAGUCAUAACAGAUAUUAGUCUAAUAUUACACUCAGUGUAGCAACAUUUGUAUAUUUGUACCUGGAAGUCCUGGAGCAUUCAAAAAUGAUCACUGAAGGCGUGCGAAACAGACGCAGUUCUAUUAGGCGCCAGCACUGUGGUCCAGCGCUUAAUCUCAGGCGAUCUAAUCAUUUCCCUCAAUUUUCUUUGAAAUCCAUUGCUUAUUGCACAAUUACAAUCAUUAUUAAAGUCUUUUCUUUUC